ACAUUUUAGCAAUUCUCAUUCUUAUGACGUGCCCUUCGACAAGGGCAACCGCUUAGGACACGCAAACAAAAAAUGAGAAAGUAAAAAAGAGAAAACAGAAAGAGAGUAGAUUGCAAUAAAACAAUAACUUCAAUUACAUUUUAAAUUUGUUUUUGGUCAGUUUCCUCUUUCCCACCGGAAAAAGAUAAACCAUUUUCCCCUUCUUCCAAUUCCUUCUUUUCUUCUUUAUUGCGGUUUCUCUUCAUAACUCUCUCUUACGACAAAACGACGCCGUUUAAAGAGAAACCCGUCGUUUUCCGCCAUGGACGAAGCAGGAGCUUCUUCCAGGGAGGCGCAGCUCUCCAUAGCUGCUUCCUCCAUGUUCCCUGGCUUCAGGUUCUCCCCUACCGAUGAGGAGCUCAUAUCCUUUUACCUCAAGAAAAAGAUGGAGGGCUCCGAAAAGAGCAUUGAGGUCAUCACUGAGGUUGAGAUUUGGAAGUAUGAGCCCUGGGAUUUACCAGCCAAGUCUGUAAUUCCAUCAGACAGCGAGUGGUUCUUCUUUUCUCCUCGUGGAAGGAAGUAUCCAAAUGGCUCGCAGAGUAGGAGGGCAACCGAGUUAGGUUAUUGGAAGGCCACUGGUAAAGAACGUAAUGUUAAGUCGGGUUCAACAUUUAUUGGUACCAAAAGGACACUUGUGUUCCACAUAGGUCGUGCACCGAAAGGGGAAAGGACGGAAUGGAUUAUGCACGAAUACUGCAUGCUUGACAAAUCCCAGGACUUCAUGGUUGUUUGCCGCCUUCGAAAGAAUGUUGAUUUUCGUCUAAAUGAUUCUACCAAUCAAGCUUCUACAACUCAAACACCAUUACCAACAGUGCCCGAUAAUAACUGUGCUGUCUCUGAAGCUGGUGCUGAUCAAGCUGAGAAGGCAGGUGAAUGCUGUUCGAAGAAGAGUAGUAGUUAUGAUUCUUAUUCUGUUGAGCAAACUGAUUCAGCAACUGAAUCCAAUCAAAAAUUCACAUUGGAGGAACCUGAAUGUUCUGGCCAUCGGAAGGAUUAUGUUGAUGAAGAUGACUUUUAUGCGGAAAUACUGAAAGACGACAUAAUCAAACUGGAUGAAACACACAUGCCUGCUGGUUUUCACAUGCGACAUCGGACUGUUGCCACACCCGAAAAUGUGCAGAAAUCUCAAGAGCCUGUGGAGUCUAUCGCUUCCCAGGGUACUGCAAACCGAAGAAUCAGAUUGACGAAGGAAGCACCAUUAACCAGCGAUGAGUGUUUUACUGGUGAAACUAAGAAGCCGUCGUCUAAAAAUAACAAAUGUGUUUUACUGUCUAGGUUAGCAGUGAGUUGUCAUCUUGUACUUGUAUUAUUGCUUCUUCUCACUUUUAUGGCUUUCUUGGGAGGUUUAUGGCGUGCAAGAAGGGUCAUAUACAACUCCUUGUAUAAGGGUUUCUUGCGUUGAUUGUAAAUAUCAGACUAGUUCACACGACCCUAAUUGUUUGUUAAUUGUUUAA
This is a messenger RNA of Cannabis sativa, 1493 nucleotides long. RefSeq names its product NAC domain-containing protein 40. Gene Ontology annotation, biological process: regulation of DNA-templated transcription. The record is from RefSeq and is a predicted model, not a curated record. Gene Ontology annotation, molecular function: DNA binding. NCBI's taxonomy places the organism in Eukaryota, Viridiplantae, Streptophyta, Magnoliopsida, Rosales, Cannabaceae. Bases 302 to 1441 code for a protein of 379 amino acids. The transcript has 4 exons.